CAGAAAGAACAGUCAUAAUGCAGGCAGGGCAAAGCACUAGGGACAAAAUGUAUGUGAAAUGGUUUGAAACAGAAAUGACAGUUUUUCAAAUUUGCCGCCUGUUCCUGACCCGUACGUCCCGACGCUCGCAGGGACCGGAACACGGAAGCCGGAUGCCGGCAUUGGCCGGAGGAGAUGGCCGGGAACGCUCCAGGGGACGCAUCGUGGGAGCGAAGGACAAGGUAAGCGCUGCAGGGAAUCCCUGAGCAACGCUGCAUGGUAAACCGAGUGUAGCUCGGGGUUACCGCUUUUGAUACUGAAA
Messenger RNA from Staurois parvus, 301 nucleotides. The record is from the annotation of a GenBank genome assembly. NCBI's taxonomy places the organism in Eukaryota, Metazoa, Chordata, Amphibia, Anura, Ranidae.